This is a messenger RNA of Lodderomyces margitis, 2118 nucleotides long. RefSeq lists its product as uncharacterized. The record is from RefSeq and is a predicted model, not a curated record. The transcript has a single exon. Bases 1 to 2118 code for a protein of 705 amino acids. Lineage: Eukaryota; Fungi; Ascomycota; Pichiomycetes; Serinales; Debaryomycetaceae.
AUGUCUGAUGUCAAAGUCGAAAUCGACCGUUCUUACACUGAUGGGACAUUCACCAACCAUGACAUCAUUCGGGGCAAAGUAACCCUAGUUGUCACUAAAGCAAUCACAUUGAACUGGAUUCAAGUUAAACUAGAAGGUAUAUCAUCAUCACAAUUGAAUAUCCCAAGACAGCAAAGUAAUGGAAAACGAGAUAAAGAUCGCAAAGAUAAGAUUAUACGAGAUCAGCACAAGGUACUUUACGAUACCCAAAUUGUGUUUCCUCCCGAUAAUGUACGACAAGUGUCACAGGCUAAAGACUUCACCCUAGCUCCUGGAAACUACUCGUAUUCUUUUGAAUUCAAGAUUCCGUUGAAUAACUCUUGUGCCAAGAUGGGAGGAAUCACUAAUAAAGUGUCCUUGAAUUUGAAAUCGUUUGACGUUAUGAUAAACAAUGGCAAUUUCAAUACUACAUUUGUCAAGAAUAAGGCACAUCAGUUAGCUAGCGAGCAUGGCUAUGCUGGUGGAGGCAAUGGGAAAAGAAAAGCAUCAUUUACACCACCACCUCCAAAACAAAGUUAUCACACGACAUCACAACUACCACCAUCCUUGUCUGGAAUUGGAGAAUUUGCAAAUGUCAAGUACUUUAUUAAAGUCACUUGUAAACGAUCAUCGUUUUUGAAGACCAACUUGAGAGCCUAUGAUCCAUUUAUUUUCUUACCCUUGGAUUUAGACGUGCAAAAUCGUCCAUUGCUUGAUAACCAACAGUUUGAACUUGAAUAUAAAGAAGCAUUUGUGAGAAAGGAGUUGAUAUUUAGAAAUAGAAUACCAGAAAUUGUCGGAGUUAAAGUAAUGUCGAGUCCUACUAAGUCAUCUGAAAAGAAGGCAUUACCAGCUGUUCCACAAGCACAGCGACCACCACCUCUGUCAAAGAAGCAAGGAUUCAUGCUGAGAUUAUUUAGCGGUGCUUCUGAUAAUACACCAAUAUCUUCAUCAAAUGUAACACCAACAUACCCCAAACGAGUGGAGCAAAAGAAACGAAGCAAUGUCCCCGAAAUCAAGUCGAAAGAUGUUCCAUUCUCAUUUGAGAUUAGAUUUAGGUACCCGGCGUUUCUUAUACCUACCAAACCCCCGUCGUUUAAGCUAUACCUAAUCUCAAACUUGAACCCUUCAAGGUACACACUAGCAGAAUACGGGAGACCCGACGAAUCCAAUGGAUUAGGUAUCAUCUACUUGCAGAAACUCACCGUCAAGUUAACAUCAAUCACUCUUGUUUCAGUUGUUGAAAAUGAUGGUGCAUCAAAUGAAUAUCACCUAGGCCAACACGAAGAAGUCAUGACUGUUUGCAACAAUACUUAUCAGAAUUUAAAAUUCGAUUUGAUGCAUAGUAGAGUCAACCCCAAUGCUUCAAAUUCCACAACUUCCCCACAAUCAUCAGCCAGUUUACAUUCGCCGGGUGGAUCAGUUUAUGAGAUUGAAAUCCCUCGCAAGUAUUUUGAUAAUUGCAUCUUACCUGACCACUUAUCGCCUAGUUUUAAAACAUGUAAUAUCACUAGGAAGUAUAUUCUUAGUGUGGUUGGAGGGUUUUCAUGUGAACAAAUUCAUGAUUUUAGAAAUAAACAAGAGUGUGGCAAAAAGAUCAAGUAUGUUGAUUUACAAUGCGAUAAUAUCAAAGUCCUUAGUGGAUUGAACAUGACCAGUACUUUACAAUCGAAUGCUUCGCGUUCGUCGAUCCCAUUGCACAACGGUGGUGGUAGUGGUGGUGUACCCCAUAGUUCCUCCACCCUGAAGUUGCCAACUACUCAUACAUCUACACCUACACCACCACCAACAUUCCCUCUGAAGAAUUCAGAGCGACUGUAUUCCCAUUCAUCAGUUACUCCAUCGAGCAAUGGACAUACAAAUUAUAAUUCAGUCGGAGAUGGACCGGUGCAAGGAAGUAGUAGUAGUAGUAGUGGUGCUGCAGGUGGUGGUGUUAGCAAUGAUAGUAAUGGUGGUGCAUUAGCAGCAGCAACUGCAGCUAUGCUUCCAACAUAUGAAGAUGUGGUUUUAGAAAGUUCGUAUCAGGAUGAUAGCGAACAUCAACGGGCAAGGAGAAGGUAUCAUCAACAUGAACAGUAUUACUCAAAUCCUGAACAAUAG